AUGGGAGAGGAAGAUAUUGUGUAUAUGUGGCACACUGUGGGACAAAAGGAUGGUGAUGUACAAUGUGGUGAGAAUGAAUUCCUCUGUCGAAAUGGACGCUGCGUUUCUGCACUGACACUGUGCAGUGGAAGGGAUGACUGCCAUGAUCAGAGCAAUGAGCGAAACUGUUCUGUAUCAGGCUGUGGACCUCAUGGGUUUCUUUGCAGCAACUCUACUGUCUGUAUCUCUAAAUACCAGCUCUGUGAUGGUCACCAGGACUGUGCAUCAGGCGUUGAUGAAUCUGAUGACCUUUGUGAAAAGAGAGCAGUGCAACCUGAAGGUUGUGGGGAGUUGGAGUUCCUGUGUAGUUCAGGCCAGUGCAUAGAGCUUCAGUCAGCUUGUGACAACUUUCCUGACUGCAGUGAUGGUAGUGAUGAAGCCAAUUGUGAUCGGAAUGAGUGUUUGGCGGCAAAUGGACAGUGUUCUGAUUAUUGCUGGGACCUACCUUUAGGAUAUGAAUGUGCUUGUCCAACUGGAUUGGAGCUAAUAAAUCAUUUCAUAUGUGAAGAUGUGGAUGAGUGCAGAAACCCUGACUUGUGUGACCAGAUUUGUGUAAACCUGCCUGGAUCAUACGCCUGUGAGUGCUCCCGGGGAUAUCGGAAGGACACACACACUGGCACUUGCCAAGCUGCGGGAGAGGAACCAUUCAUGAUUGUCACAAACUGUGGAGAUAUCAAGAGCAUAAAUAUGAACAAAACGGAAUAUUUGGAGAUAGCUGAUAGAUUGCAGAGCGCAACAGCUCUCAGCAUGGAUAUCACCUCAUCAACCAUCUUUUGGUCUGGUGACAAACACCAUGGAAUUUUCAGGAAAUCAGUAGACCCAAACAGAAAGGAGAUCAGACAGAUUUUGGGUGAUGUGCAAAGUCCUGGUGGAAUUGCUGUGGACUGGAUCUACAGCCACAUCUACUGGACUGAUUCUAGAGCCAGAACUUUAUCUCUUGCUACUCUGGAUGGAUUGAAAAGGAAGACCCUGUUCAGUACGAACCUAAGAGAGCCUACAGCUAUAGCAGUCGACCCAGAAUCGGGCUUCUUGUACUGGGCCGAUAUAGGAAAACCAGCAAAAAUUGAAAAGGCGGGGAUGAAUGGAGUUGGCAGAAGGAUAUUAGUCAGCGUUGGAAUUGAGAAGCCAACUGGGAUUGCAUUGGACUAUAUAAAGAAACGCCUUUACUGGGUGGACUCUGAUCUCCACGAGCUUUACUACACUGAUCUGGAUGGACUAUAUCACAGAAGUGUCUUUCACUCUCCAAAGUACUUGGCAAAUCCAUUCGGGCUGGCAGUGUUUGAGGAUCGUGCCUAUUGGUCAGAUGUGGAUGGUAAGGCCGUGUACAGCAUUAACCGGUUUGGAGGAGCGAAUCUGACCGUUCUGAUCCCAAAUCUCACCGAACCACGAGGCCUUGUCGUGUUUCACAGGCUGAUGCAGCCAAUUGUACAGAACUGGUGUGUUGAAGAACACGCUGCUUGUGAGUACCUAUGUGUGCCUGCACCUUACACUGAGCAACACCACGCGUGCCUGUGCCCAGAUGCUGUGAUACCCAACAGGACUGGACGUACAUGUGGAAAAGAGGCUGACCCCGUCGCCACCUCACCGGAGCAGGCUGACCCCGUCGCCACCUCACCGGAGCAGGCUGACCUGAAGCAGCUUGAUGCUGUAUCUGUUGGAAUUAUUGCUCUGAUUGGCAAGUUUCUUUCUGUUGCACAUUAAACUUUUCUACUUCAAAAACCAUGAGGUGCUGGGGGGAGAAUUCUUCACGUUUCAAGACCUAAAUUCAUAUUGAGAACUGGUCUGCU
This is a messenger RNA of Chiloscyllium plagiosum (whitespotted bambooshark), 1826 nucleotides long. The record is from RefSeq and is a predicted model, not a curated record. NCBI's taxonomy places the organism in Eukaryota, Metazoa, Chordata, Chondrichthyes, Orectolobiformes, Hemiscylliidae.